GUUUAGACCUCGUGAUAGUAACUAAGGACCAGGGUUAGUGGUUGCCAUUGACAACCGGACCCGUGCUGUCUCGACAACAACAGCUCGCGCGCACGGACUCCAGUGAAGCCGGAAGCCGGAGGGAGUUCACUCAUGUGAGGAUCAUUUAUCUGUUUUAAUAUCUUUUUCACAAGUAACCGACUCAAACUAACAAAGUAAACUCCUGUGUAGUAUUUGUGGAAGACAGUGUGUGACGAAGGAGCGGACGGACACACACACACCGCGUGGUCCUGGCCACUUUGACCGACAGAUAUUGAGUUACAGAAGCGGAACCAGACACUCAGAGAAGUGAUCCAAAUGUCUGAAUUUGCGCAGUUGUGUUGGAUCUUCUGUUGACCACAAAGGGCACAUGAGCAGGUGAAGAGAGAGAAGCAAAUCGAGAGGAGCGUGCUGCCUGAUUAUGACGGCUGUUGUUCGACCCGGAGUCAACGUGUCAGGGCUCUGUGCGGAUGGAAACAAGUUCCUUGAAGCUGGAGAGCUGGGGAGGGCUACCUCUCUCUACCUGUCUGCCUUCAGGACCCACGCUGCCUCCACCAUGUCCCAUGUGCGGAAGCUAAAGGAGCCCUGUCUGGCUGGAGUGAUCUAUACCCUGGAAAGUUGGCUUGAUGGUCAGGGCGAACACCUGCCUGCAGAGGGUCUAAAUAAAGGCCUGGCCGCGGUAUUUCUGUCCACACUGUGCCCCAACAAUCUGUCUGCCACCAUUUUCAAAAUGGAGUCUCUCCUCCAGAGUGGCCAGCAAGGCUGCGAGCAAAUUGUUGCCCGCUGCACUGCUCUGCUCGAAGGGAAGAGACACCCUCACCCAGAUGGGUCGACUCGAAUGCUGCUGGAGAUAACUCGAGCUCUGGCCUGCUUGUUGGCAGAGCCUCACAGUAUCAAGGGGAUUAAGCUUUACCUUAAAGCUUACCAGAGAAACAAAUCUGAAAUUGUCAUGCUGGUGAAAUCUAGACAGGCUCAGCAUCUAUCAAAAAUAGUCAAGGCCUUUACCAUCCAAAUACUGCAAUUGCAUCCUUCUCUGUUGUUUGACCGCGAGGUGGCCGUAACGUCAAAACAGGAUGAUAAGCUGAGUGCAGAGGCUUCUUCUGUAAUCAUUGAGUUUCUGUUGGCUAUCUCCCCUGUUAAUAGAGAGGUGCAGGAGCUUCAAGCAGCAUAUUUGUUUUUGACAGGCAGGUUCAGGGACAGUUCAGAAGUGUACUCUGCCCUCCUGAACAGUGGGAAAGGCCAGAAAAUGUCAGCGAGUAGUGCAGACAAGCCUGUCCAGGAUAGUCUGGAGAGGAGAGCUCGGCUCUUAACCAGUCGAGCAGCUGCCUGCUUCUCAGCAGGGGGAUGGACUGCAGAGGCAUGUGGGGAUCUGGGGGAGGCGUUUGAGAUUCAUCCUGCCACUGCCCGAACUUAUUUCCAAAAGCUCUUCACAGAUCACGGCACAGGGAUGGCUGCUCGCAACCAUCUCCGUCAGCAGGCAGAGAAGGGCCUGUGUGGUUACAGAGAGAGGGUCCUUGUCCGUCCAGACCUGCGGUCCACCGAAGGAGUUGAACUCCUGGACCCUGCCAUCACGCAGUUACGAGCCCUGUGCCAUUUACAGCCUGACGGGGGAGGCAGAGAGCUGCGGGUACGACUGGCAGACUGUCUUCUCCUCAGAGGGGAACACAAAGAGGCCCUCUCUAUCUGUAGCCAGCUAGCAGCUGCCCAAGGUCAGCAGAGCUACCAAAACACAGUGCAGGUUCUUCGAGGGUAUGCAAGACUGCUUUGCGAUGACCACAAGGGGGCGUUAGAAGACUUCCAGGCUGUGAUUGAACACAAUGCCCCCCACCCUUCCAGCUGCGUGCGGGCACUCUGUGGCAGGGGGCUCCUCCGCAUGAUGGGUGGCUCAAACUAUCUCACAGCUCUAGACUAUGUGACGGCCAGCAGGCUUCAGCCUCAGGAAACAGCACUGACCGUUCGCUGCUUGGUGCCAUGGAACUGCCGGGGGCUGCUGUUCACUGUUUUAGUGGAGCAGGGACGAGUCAUGCUGGAGGGGACUGAAGAGCACGAAUGCAAGUCCAGAUCCACUGAAGACUCCCAGCAGCCUCAGCAGGACGAUACGGGCCCUUCAAAGAGAGACAACCAGAGAUCAGGGACUCCUGCUGGAGUCCAGUCCCUGGCGGCUCUGCUGAUUGAGCUCCAGCCAGGCGCUGAUGGGCCUCAGAUCCUGGCAGCUGAUGCCUUGUACCAACUUGGCCGUGUGGAGGAAGCCUACCGGCUACUGCUCUCUGUCGGGCCCACCAGUCCUCGAGCACCCAUUCUGGCUCGCCUCGCCCUGCUGCAACUGCACAGGGGCUUUCUUUAUGACACCAAUCAGCUGCUGAAAAAGCUCAUUCAGUGCGGUGACACGAGCUGCUUGCGCCCCCUGUUGGCGGUGGCACAACGGAAGGACCGUGCCUUGUUACAGGGACACUGCCACUCCAACGCAAAACGCAUCCUGACCAACGCGAGAGAGGAGGGUGAUGUCAGGGAGGCUGUGGCUUAUCUGUCCAUCGCCAUCAUGGCUUCUGGUGGUGAGGCAGCAGACUCAUUGCUGGAAAGAGCGAGGUGCUAUGCCGUGCUGGGUCAACGUAAGACGGCCAUCUUUGAUUUCAGUGCCAUUCUGAAGGAGCACCCGAAACACGUCCAGGCUCUCUGUGGUAGAGGCUUCACCUAUCUCAUGCUGAAUCAAAAUAAGGAGUGCACUCAUGAUAUCCUGGCAGCACUUCAGAUAAACACUGACAUAGUUACCAAAGACAUCCUGUCACUCAAGGACAAGGCGCAGAAGCUGGUCUGUGAUUGGCUGCAUCACUUCUGUCGGACCAGUCUGUCAGACAUCCUGGUGACCAGUGCCGUCCCCUGCCACGACGAGCAGCUCAGAGAGGCUUUUACAAUCAGCAGAGCUCUGAUGAGGACUGACUGCAGAGAGCCCAGAUGGCAUCUCCUCUACGUGGACUUGCUCUUAGCCAAAGUAAUCCUUACUCCUGCUGAUGUGGUCCAUCCGCCUCAGGUGACCUUAAGGCUGCAGGCGCUCAUCUGUGCCAGGUGUUCGGCCAGGAGCCAAGAGACGCAGCGGCCCAGGGCAGCAGCACAGGAGGCCAGUGGUGUGUCAUCAGGUGGCCAGUGGGAUCAGGCCCUCACUCUUCUCACUGUAGCUGUGAAAGCAGUGGGCAACCACAGACUCCAGUAUUUUCGCCAGCGGGCCGCCUGCCUUGCUCAGCUGGGCUUGAAUGAGCGAGCGAUAGCUGACCUUGACUUCGUUAUCCAAAAACACGGUGGCUCCGACUCCAGCCGCUCCGAUGACCAAGUCUUGGCGGAGGACCUGUGUCGGAGGGGGCGCUGUCUGGUGCUCUGUUCCAGAGAAGGAGCGGCCCUGAAGGAUUUCACUCAGGCCCUGGAGCUCCACAGGGACCAGGCCAUCCACUGUGUGGAGGCUGGUCUGGGGAGGCUGCGUCUGGCUGAGUGCUACCUGCGGGGGGCGCUGCAGCACUAUGGCGAGCAGCAUCUCAGCAAAGCCUGGACGUUGAUUGAAUGUGGCCUUGCUAUGGACAGUGAGAACCCAGAGCUCCGCAGACUGAGGGCAAAGGUCAAACGGGAAGUAGCCAGCCCCUGCAACGUCAACUAGCGUUGAUAGUCAGAGGAUCAGACAGGACACAGCAGCUCCAGCUGAGUUUAUAAAAUUAAGCCAUGUCAGUGCCUGAACCCGAUGUCGUAUUGUGGAGAAACCGUCAAACUGAUGAGAAAUCGUACGUGUUAUAGGACAUUCGCUGGUUCUUUAACGACACAGUGUUUUAAUUAAUAUAAUGUCCUCCAAGAAUGAACUGCAGUUGUUUUAAUCAAUAUCUUUAUAAUCACAGCAUGGCAGAACAUUGAUAAGAUAGGAAACUGUGAAUCAUGGAUUUUUGUAGAUUUCUUUUAUUAUCCCUUAUUAAAUGAACCACUCAACUUUGUUAAUUCAUACAUUUGAUCAUUGUAACAUCACUAAUUGAGUACUUGUGGAAAUGGAAGACAAUACAUGACGGUCAUGAUGAUAUUAUUGCAUCAAGAGAGUCACGCAUCAUGAAAUAGAUAGCCGGGUUUAUUUCAAACCAUCACACUCUGAUAAAUGAUUUAAGAAAGUGCCUGACGUGCAGGGUUUAUCUAAAAUCGCAGAAGGCACAAUUUUCUUUAAUAAUAUUUAAGCAUAAUUUGAGUGUAUAUAAAAACAGGAAAACAGGAAUAAAUACUGGAAUUUAGUUCGUACCGCUGACGUUAAAGAAUGAUUUAAAACAUUACUACUCCUUUAGGUGCACCUGAGCGGACAUUAUAAUUUGGAAUAUAGCUUUAAAUGUGUACAUAACCUGUGUCACAGGUGCGUAGAAAGUACUCUGGUGUUACACAGACACAGUGAUGUAUCGUGGUUCCAUGUUUCCGAAGUAGGAUUUUUCCCACUCGC
Molecule: messenger RNA, 4471 nt
Organism: Pleuronectes platessa (European plaice)
Lineage: Eukaryota; Metazoa; Chordata; Actinopteri; Pleuronectiformes; Pleuronectidae
Gene: ttc34
Product: tetratricopeptide repeat domain 34
Exons: 8
Coding region: 440-3661 (1073 amino acids)
Molecular function (GO): protein binding
Source: RefSeq, a predicted model, not a curated record